AUGACUGAGGACGAGAUUGUUGCAUGUGACAUCAAUUGUCCUGUGGAGGCCAAGUGGGACGAGUCACAAUCGAAUCGUGACCAAGAGUCAAAGAUCAACCCGAGUGACUUGGACGGGUCCGAAGACCCAGACAAGCUUGACGAGCCAAACAGGUCUGAUCACCCGGACAAGUCUGAAGCCCAAGACGAGCCUGACGACCCAAACGGGCCCGAAGACCCGAACCAGCCCAACAAACUGGACGGGUCUGAAGACCUAGAUGUGCCUAAUGACACAGACAGGCUUGGUGACUCGGACAAGCACGAUGACCCGGACGACCUUGACGAUUCAGACGGGCUCAACGACAUGGAUGAGCCCGAAAACCCGAACAUACCCGACGACUCGAACGGGCCUGAUGAUCUAGAUAAGCAUGACGACAUGGACGAGCCUAAUGAUUCGGACAAGCCUAACGAUUUGGACAAGCCUGACGACACGGACAAACAAAACGAUUUGGACGGGUCGGACGACCCCAACGACCCUGACGGGCCCGACGAUCCAGACAGGCCCAUCGGGUUUGUCAGACUCCUCUUGGUCAUUGGGUCCGUCUAG
This is a messenger RNA of Vigna unguiculata (cowpea), 585 nucleotides long. NCBI's taxonomy places the organism in Eukaryota, Viridiplantae, Streptophyta, Magnoliopsida, Fabales, Fabaceae. The record is from RefSeq and is a predicted model, not a curated record.